AGCUGCGGAGUGCCUAUUGCAAAGCCCGUGAGGGAAACCGCCGCUCAGGAGCUGCCCCCACGACCUGCCGUUUUUACAAGGAGCUGGAUGCCAUACUUGGGUGUGACCCCACUGCCAAUCCGAGGAGCACGAUGGAGAGUUCAGAGCAGGGAGAAGUGGGGGAGGGUGUAGAGGAAGCCGAGAGUGAGGCUACUGAGGUGGUGGGAGACACCCCGGAGUCCCAGGAAGCAUGCAGCCAGGAGCUCUUCUCAAGCCAGGAGGAAGCUAGCCAGUCGCAGCAGCUGAAACUUGUGGGUGAAGAAGAAGCAGAGGAGUGGGUUCCUGGUAACCCGCAGCAGCGAUAUAUCUGGCAGGAUAAAAUCCUGUGGAAAAUGUAGGGAUAGUGUUCAGUGCAGGUCCCUCCUAGCUGCUCUCUGCUUUCCCCAAUGCACAGAAACCCCAGUGAGCCCUGACUCAAGCAGCUCCCCUUCCCAGGUGAGUCGCGGCAGAAACAUUGAUUCAUUAUUCACUCAUUCCCCAUUACUCACCAUGUCUUCGCUGCUGUGGCCUCUCUGUGCUAUGUUUGCUAUGUGUAAAUGAUACUACAAAUAGUCUACAAACUUCUUCACUGUGAUUAUAAACAAUGCAGCCUCUGUAUUAAAUGUUUCUAUUUCUGUUUUUUUUUAAGUGUCCUUGAAUCCUCCGGCCCUAUCACAGCCUGCUGAAAGACUACAGAACUUGAGGAGGAAACCAAGGAAAAGCAAAGAUGAUUUGGUGAAAGCAGUUAUGAAUCAGUAUGCCAGAGAGAAUAAGAGGCUGCAGGACUGCAGAGAGAAAAUGUAUCAGUGGACGGAAACACAAAGCAGGAGAAAGGAAUUGGCUACCAAGAAAAGCACAAAGCAGCUGAUAAGCCUCCUGGCGCACCAAACGGAUUGUAUGCAGUCACUCGUAGCCAUGCAGGCAGAUCACUACCAUGCUAAACCUCCCCCCCCCGCCCAAAGCUGUCUCCUUUGUGCCCCAGUGUUUGCUCAAAACCCCCUUCUCCAGCAUCCUGGUUCUUACCACCACCAGCUGCCCCCAACACCUGUACGUUCACCUACCAGCCCUGAGAACUACGACCCUUACCCUAUGCACUCAACCCCCAUCACCAUGCCGCAUAUUAAUCCUGAAGUGCAGCAGGCAUUGCACAGCAAUCCAGGCAGGACAUAUUCAAACCUCUGAAUGUACAGUUCAGCACCCUACCCUCCUG
Molecule: messenger RNA, 1228 nt
Organism: Gopherus flavomarginatus (Mexican gopher tortoise)
Lineage: Eukaryota; Metazoa; Chordata; Testudines; Testudinidae
Exons: 2
Coding region: 132-377 (81 amino acids)
Source: RefSeq, a predicted model, not a curated record